AUGAGCCCAAGUAAUACGCAGGCAGAUGCGGCCACCAAGCUUCAAGCUCCGCUCGAGGAGAUAGACAAGAAAGGCAAUAAACUCGCGAUCACGUGUGCUGUUACAUUGUUCGCAGACCCUGUGGCUCGACAAGCCAGAAUACUGCUUGAAGUGCGACCACCACCUACCAGUCCACCCGAGCCACAAUCCUCAACGUGUGGCCAUAAUUGCUCGUAUAUAGGGAAAUAUUCAGGACUUAUCGAAGGCCAAAAGCUCGACCCCGACGACUACCAAGAGAAGAGAGCCGGAAUGUGCCAGGAAAUGUCAGGAUACUGGGUCGGCCCCUGUGAAACCAACAAAUUCUUUGAACUCACGAUGCCCCUGGACUUGGAAGAAGGGGCCGUUGAAGAGCUCCCCAGUAUCGAUCCAAAAUUCUUUGCAGGAAAGAAGCCGGCUAACGAAGAUGAAGUGUUCACUGAAUUUAGUACUUUCUUCAUGAAAACCCCGGAAAAAUCCCACUUCGAGGGUCUCAAGAUGGUCGAUAGCUCUCGACACGCGGACCCAGACUCCAAGGCUGGCUCAAAGGUCAAGCCAGACGGUGGCCUGCACGACGAAGACGACGCCUCUGUCACCAUCGCUACACCUACGCGGCUCGGCAGCGCGCUCUCUGGUUUGGAACUCAAAAAAUGGCUCUUAGAACUAUUCGAAGAUCUUGCCAGAAAGCUGGGUGUGAGUUUCGAAGUUGACACGAUCGACGCACGAGCUGCUCGGGGGCAGCUCGCAACAUACGCCACGGAAUAUUGCGCUCGCCAACACCGGACCCACUUAUUCCUUGUCUACAUCUACUUCCCCUGCGCCCGGUUGAUCCGAUUCGAUAGAUGCGGUGCCCUCGUUUCGGAAAAAAUCGACCUCUCUGUGGAUUGCACACCAUUGAUCCGGUUCUAUUCGAGGUUCUCCAAGAUGACAGACGCUCAAAGGGGGUACGAUCCGACCGUCAAGCUCGCCAGUGACGAAGAGACAAAGCUCGCCCAAGAACGCCUGAAAGAGUGGGAACCAAUGCAUCAUCGCCCCGUAUUCAAGAUGGAUGUUUACGACGACGUGGAAGAAGUAAUGGAAGACAACAACAAGGCAGAGGUCUCUACCAACGACGCCGGCGUCGGAGCGGAGACAACUCAGGCUGCUGACGAGAACGUUAAGAAGACACCGACGCCACGAAAGUUCCUUGUUUGGGGGUCUCUCGCCGAUCCAGACUCGCCACUCGGGCGAGCAACCCGCGGAUAUCCAGCUCUAGAGGUGACUGACGGGUUGGAAAAGGCCAAGGACGCUCCGCUCGUAUUCCUGAAGGAGCAAUGGCGCUCGAAAGCCAUCGAACGAGGAGAAAUUGCCAUUCUUCGGGAGCUCAACAAACAUGGCGUUGAACACGUCCCGACAUUCGUCUGUGGCGGCGAUCUUCCGGACCAAGUCACGCAAACGGACGUUUUUGCGAAUGAAAUCGGUAGAAUAGGCGGCAAGGCCAUCGAUCAACGUACCCAUGUCCGCUUCGUUGUCAAGGAGGUGGGUCGACCGCUCGAGUCCUUUUCUUCGUCGAAGGAGAUGUUCCGAGCUAUCCAUGAUGCAUUUCAAGGUCACAAACAGGCGUUCGAAGUGUGUCAGAUACUACACCGCGACGUUAGCGGGGGGAAUAUCUUGAUUCUUCCCAAAGGAGGGGGGCUGCUCAACGACUGGGAUAUGGCGGUGAAGGUUGAGGAAGCAAAGUUAGGGCCCAGAGCUCAUGAACGUACAGGUACUUGGGCUUUCAUGUCUAUUGACCUCCUUGAUGGUGCAAGACGUCCCCACAAAGUCAGCGAUGAUAUGGAAUCUUUCUUCUGGGUGGUACUAUACUAUAGCCUCCUUUACCUCCCCCACAACAAGACCAGUCAGCUUGGCCUCAUGAUCCCUGCCAUUUUUGAGCAAUAUACCUACUACGGGGAGGCCAAAGGAGGAGACGGGAAAACUGCUGUUGUGGUCUCGGGAAGGUACAUCGGUGCUAGAGGGAAUCCUCGCCUGGAGUUCACGCUCAGCAAGCCACUUACAGAAUUCGUGAAAGCAAUGCUUUCCUGCAUGAGGUUAUGGAGUGCAUCAGAAACGAACGCUUCCGAUGCGGCAGACCAGUCAGCAUUUUUUGCGUCAACCGCUCCUCCAAUCCCGGAAAUACCAGAGCGCACGCACAAGGAUGUGAUUCGUAUAUGGGAGGGCACACUUGCCCUCCACUGGCCGACUGGCGACAAAGCGAUACUGCAAUACGUGAAGAAGUCUGAAGGGGGCACCGAAGGGGGUGGAUCCAAGAAGAGAAAAAGCACUACCCAGUUGGAACCAAACGGAGGCGCCGACGGCCAUAAACCGAAGAAAUCGAAGACUCGCAGCAAUGCGAAGGUACCCUCCGCCGGGACCAGGAAGAGUUCCCGCUUACGCCGUGGCUGA
Molecule: messenger RNA, 2439 nt
Organism: Pleurotus ostreatus (oyster mushroom)
Lineage: Eukaryota; Fungi; Basidiomycota; Agaricomycetes; Agaricales; Pleurotaceae
Exons: 5
Coding region: 1-2439 (812 amino acids)
Biological process (GO): protein phosphorylation
Molecular function (GO): ATP binding; protein kinase activity
Source: RefSeq, a predicted model, not a curated record